CUCCUUCGAUAAGCAUACCCUCCGGAGAUUAACGAAUUGGCCGUUCACCUGUAAAUGUGAAAUGUCUACGUGGCAAGUUUUCUCUGACACCGGAAGUAAUUUCCGGUGGCAAUGUUCUCACGCAAAGGUCUCAAGUGAAUCUCAAAAAGCCCCAGUUGAGAAACCUAGCUCUCCUCAUCAUCUCCCUUCUAUCGCUGAUAUCUUGGUUCAAGGAUAUUCGAAACUAUAUGAGAAUCAAAGUGAUGAAAUUGAGACCCAACCAACUUUCCGAAAUGGAUUGGGGAAGCCGGUUGCUGUGAAGCAAUCUUCCUUAGCUAAAGCAUCAUCUAUUCUUGGAUAUCUAGAUGACGGAGCCACUGCAGAUACAGGAUAUUCGGAGCUAGAGGAUAAGUCAAAAAUAGUUGGCACCCCUUUCACAUUUCGGACUGGAUUAGGGAAAUCAAUUGCUAUAAAGCAGUCUUCCAUGGCAAAAGCACUAUCUAUGUUCGGAGGCCAAGACAAUGAUGCUUUUCUAGACACAGGAUGUCUGAAGGUAAGUGAGGAUGGCAAUGAUAAAGCUACAACUCCUUUGACAUAUCAGACCGGAUCAGGGAAAUUGGUUGCAACAAGGAAGUCUUCCUUGGAAAAGGUAUCAUCUAUUCUUGGAGACCAAGAUGAUGUUGCUAUUUCAGGUGGAUCGGUUGGUCGAGAUGAUGGAAACAAUUGCAUGAAUUCCAUGUUCCAAACAGGGUCAGGGAAAGCUGUAAACAUAUGUUCAAUGGGUCUCAUUAAAGCGAGAACAUUGUUAGGAUUGGAAGAAAAUUCUGAUCAUGAUGAGACUUCCAAAGGUCUUGAACAAUCAAGAGAACAUGCAAAUGUUGGUGAAUUCUUCAUGUGUCCAUCUUCUUCAAGUCUUCCGAUGACAAGUGCUGGAACUAACUUCCGGUUUCAAGAUACUAAGUCUGUUCCGGUUUCAAAAUUUAAAUUUCAGUCUGGUGUAUAUGAAGGUGAAAUCAAGGAAGUUGCUCAGCGUUCUGUUUGUUCUGCUUCUAGACCACCAUCUAUCAAGUUUUAUACAGCUGGUGGAAGAUCUGUGAAAGUUUCUGGUGAUGCCUUGAAACGAGCAAGGAGCCUUCUAGGAGAUCCCGACUUGGGGAAUUUUUUGAAGGAAGGGGAUGCAGGUUCUCCUGUAUUUUCAUCUGAUAAGAACAGUAACUUUGGGGAUAACAUGUUGAACAAAGAAAAUAAUGUGUGUCCCUUUUUUAGUGAUGGUACACAAAAAGCAAAAAAUAUGUCUAAUAACUUCGUUUCCCCGGUAAGAUCAACUUUAUCUGAUAAGAAGACAGCAAUCAGGUUAGAAAAUAUAGGUCUGAGAAGUAAUUUGAUCAAAGAAUUUGAUGCAGUGGAACAUGAUAAGACUAUCAAGCAAUGGGCCUUGGUCGACAAUAGUACCACUUUAGGUGUUUCCUCUGCAAGAAAGUCUUUGAGUGGGCCAUUAGUGGAUAUUUCAAAUACUAUUGGUUUGCGUAGCGCUGACAACAAACAAGUCACAGGAGAAAAGAGAAAAGUGUCAAGUCGAAAAUAUACAUCUCCAUUUAAGAGGCCUCGGAAUUCCAAAUUUAUUCCUCCAUUGGACAAAAAGUCAACACUAGUUCCUAAUGGUACAAUGCCCAAAACAACUGAUGGAUCAUGCCGCAAAAGAAGGGUUUCCACUCUAUACCCAUUUCAGUUCCCUCGCAAGUACAUCAAGGAGUACUUCGGAGAGCCUCCAUCCUUUGAGAACGCGCUUGAGAACUUGCCUGAAUGGUUAAGAAAGAUAAAUCCAGAGAAUGCAGACAAACACAUGUUUGAAGAUGAAUCUGGUUUAAAAUGCUUUGGAGCGGAUUCCUUCUUUCACAUGUUGGCUUCAUCAGGAUCUUCAACUCUUUCCAAAGAGUGGAUUGCGAAUCAUUACAGAUGGAUAGUCUGGAAACUUGCAUGCUACGAGAGAUGCUAUCCUGCUAAAUCAUCUGGGAAACUUUUGACUGCUUCCAAUGUGCUUGAGGAAUUGAAAUAUAGAUAUGAGAGAGAAGUUAACAAUGGUCACAGAUCAGCGCUGAAGAGAAUUCUUGAAGGAGAUGCUCUCCCUUCUUCACCUUUGGUACUCUGCAUAGCAUCUAUACAGUUAAAGCGUGAUGCAGAACUAGAUACAGAGGUUAUUUCUACGUCAAAUGCCAUUGACAGUUCUACAGUUACAAGCAUAGAACUAACGGAUGGAUGGUACUCAGUGAAAGGUCUCUUGGAUGGAUUGCUUUUAAAGCAACUUGUUGCUGGAAAAUUGUUUGUAGGACAAAAACUAAGGAUCUGUGGAGCUGGUUUAUGUGGUUGGAAUGCACCUGUUUCACCCCUUGAGGCAUCAACGAUGAUUAGCUUAUGCUUGCACAUUAAUGGGACAUAUAGAGCUCAUUGGGCUGACCGUUUGGGAUUCUGUAAAAGUGGUUGUAUUCCAUUAGCAUUUAAGUGCAUUAAAGGUUCUGGAGGGGUGGUUCCCAGCACUUUAGUUGGAGUCAUCCGUAUAUACCCUGUUCUAUACAAGGAAAGGUUAACUGAUGGGGGUUUUGUGGUGAGAUCAGAGAGGAUGGAAAGCAAAAGGAUGCAAUUGUAUGACCAGAGACGUUCAAGCAUUGUGGAGGGUGUUAUGUCCGAGUUUCAAAGGGGGCUCAAGAGCUUCCAAAUUGAUGAUGAGCAAAAUACUGGUGAUGAGGGGAAAAAGAUUUUACAGCUACUAGAAAAAGCUGCUGAACCGGAAGUUAUGAUGGCUGAGAUGAGUUCAGAACAACUGACUUCAUUUGCUACUUAUCAAGCAAAAAUUGAGGCAACUAGACAGUCAGAGAUGCAAAAAUCAAUUGAAAAGGCGUUAGAGGAAGCUGGACUAAGUAGUAGGGAAGUCAACACACUCAUGAGGGUGAGAGUGGUUGGUUUAACUAGUAAAAGCUACAUUCAGAAGAGCUUCCCACAGCAGGGCUUGAUAACACUAUGGAACCCAACUGAGAAACAGCAAUUGGAGUUGGUUGAGGGGCAAGCAUACGCUGUUACCGGUCUUACACCAAUUAACUCUGAUUCAGAUACUAUUUAUUUGCGUGCUAGAGGUUCUACAACCAAAUGGCAGCCAUUGUCUCAGUCCAUGAGCGACCAGUUUCUGCCCUUCUUUAGUCCUCGAAAACCAAUAUCAUUAUCAAAAAUGGGUGGAGUUCCCUUCUCCAGUGAAUUUGAUGUUGCUGCAUUUGUUAUCUAUGUGGGUGAGGUGCAUACAUCGGCUCAUCAGAAUAGGCAAUGGGUUUUCGUGGCAGACGGCACUAGUAUUUCUCAUCCACACGAGCUGUCAGAUGCUUUGCUUGCCAUUAGCUUCUGUUCACCAUCUGUUGACUGCGAUUCCACUGUACCAAUCAACUACAAUCUUGUAGGAUCAACGGUUGGCUUUUGUAAUCUCAUCAAGAGUGCCAAGGACCAGACAAAUCACAUAUGGUUGGCUGAAGCGACGGAAAACUCUACAUACUUUCUAAGUUAUGAUUCUACUAAUUCUCAACACUUAAAAACUGCAGCUGCUUCUGCUGAUCAAUGGGCAAAAGCUUCUAACCUGAUGAUUGAGAAGCUAAAGGGAAAAAUAUCAUCUAUCGUUGCCAGAAAGUAAAUUGCAAGAUCAAGUUUUGAUGGAUGGAUUUGGCAUUUCUAUCUU
This is a messenger RNA of Cynara cardunculus var. scolymus (artichoke), 3694 nucleotides long. Its product is annotated as protein BREAST CANCER SUSCEPTIBILITY 2 homolog B-like. The transcript has 23 exons. Gene Ontology annotation, biological process: regulation of DNA-templated transcription; double-strand break repair via homologous recombination. NCBI's taxonomy places the organism in Eukaryota, Viridiplantae, Streptophyta, Magnoliopsida, Asterales, Asteraceae. Bases 62 to 3649 code for a protein of 1195 amino acids. The record is from RefSeq and is a predicted model, not a curated record.